This is a messenger RNA of Tachysurus fulvidraco (yellow catfish), 2271 nucleotides long. It is a transcript of the gene pex26, whose product is annotated as peroxisomal biogenesis factor 26. Gene Ontology annotation, cellular component: peroxisome; peroxisomal membrane. The transcript is spliced from 5 exons. Bases 239 to 1132 code for a protein of 297 amino acids. The record is from RefSeq and is a predicted model, not a curated record. NCBI's taxonomy places the organism in Eukaryota, Metazoa, Chordata, Actinopteri, Siluriformes, Bagridae. Gene Ontology annotation, molecular function: ATPase binding; protein-containing complex binding. Gene Ontology annotation, biological process: protein import into peroxisome membrane; protein import into peroxisome matrix.
AGUAGAAGCAAAAGCGGAAGUCCAAACUGUACCUUGUGUGUAUGCUUAGGUGCACUAGGUAGCGUGUUAGAAGCCUCGACGUAGUGCGCGUUACUAGGCAACGCAUCUUGAUUGCGGAUCGAGCCAACGAAGAACUCGAUAGUAAACAAACACGACGCGUUGUAGCUGUAAAGUAGCUCUAAGGGUUUAUUAUACACACGUCAUCCCGUAAAUGAUGGUGUUUAGGUGUUAAUCCGCUAUGCAGAGCGUUUGUUCAGCUAGUUUAUCGUCACCUGUCCUGUGUUUAUCACACGGCUCAGGGCUGGUGGACUCCGCCAUUGACUACUUCAUCAUCAGGAAUGAUUUCUACUCUGCGUUUGAGGCGUGUGAGAAGGGACUGGAGAGUUUAUCUCGUGUAGAUGCGCAGGAACAAACCUGUUCCAGGCAUGGAGAGUUGAAAGCAGCGCUCUGCAUCAUUGGGAUUCAAGCUCUGGCUGAGUUAAACCAGUGGCGUGAUGUUCUGAAAUGGGUUUCGCAGCAUUAUGGUGAAACAGAGCAAAUUCCUGCAAAGAUCAUGCAGAUGUGCAUUCUUCUCUACACCAAGGUGACCGAGCAGGCAGCGGUACAGGAGGAGGUGAGGACAUGGCUGCACUGCUCUGCUAACUCGAGUCUGUCAGGUUACAGCAGCGUGGCCGAGCUCUACAUCCUGCAUGUCCUUCUGCCGCUGGGCCAAACCACAGAGGCCAAGGAGCUGCUGAUGGGUAACGUGGGACAAGUCGCCUUUACAGAGGCCCAGAGACAAACCGCACUGACGAUACUCGAGGAUCAUGAUGCUAAAAAGAAAAACCAUUCAUAUCCAAACCCUGAACCAGUCCCUGUGGAAACAGAGAACGUGACGAUAUCUCGAGGGUCAGUGGUGAGGAAGUUGAAUGCAGUUAUGAGGUUGUUGUACAGAGGACUCUCUUUGGCUGGUGUCACUACCUGGUCACGCUUUAUUCACAGAACCGCUGUUCUUCUAUUCCUGCUCUACCUGCUGCUCCUAAGGAUGGACCCAGCUCUUCCCUCGGCUUAUCCAUGGAUCCUCCGGCUGUAUGUACUCUGGCAGCAGAUGUGGAAUGCCAUGUUUGGACCAUACUACAGGGUUUCUUCCUGAAAAAUCCAAAAAAGAAAAUGUUUAUUUUGAACAAUAAGUUAUAGAAACACAGCAAGCAGCUGGUUGUAAUGAACACAACUGUGAUUUAUGUGUGCUUGGACAGAAAGACUCUUCAGUAAUGACGGUUGUUCUCACAAGUGCUUAAAAAAUACAGACAUGUACUUUUUCUGGUCCCAGCUGUCUGUAAGCUCAUGUGUCUUAACCAUGUCUUUUACCUGGAUAGCAUGUAGUGCAUGAUAGUAAAAGCUUAUUUAAGCUACAAAAGUCAUCUUUAUUGUCCUUAUAGUCCUUUUACAAGGUAGACUAAACUAAAGGCACAAGAAGAUAUACCCCAGUGAUAAGGAAAGACACAAUUCAGCAUCAUUUUUCCUGAAGAUUAAUCACACUACUGUUCUCUGAGACUUAUCAGGAUUUUCGCUUUUACUUAAUACACCAGAAGUAAACUAGUGUUUACAGAUCCUCUAUGUAGACAGAUGUUAAACUGGGAAGUUAUACUCCUUACACAGGUGCCACCAAUAUGGGAACAGUACAGUACACAUUCACACAACGCCUGAGGAACCUCUCACUUCUGGGCAGGGCAUUUGUUAAUUACAGUGGAUGUAAAAAGUCUUUACACUCCUGGUAAAAUCUCCGAUAUCUGUGAUGGAAAACGGUGUGUAAUUUCAGAUCUUUUUCCACAUUUGGUAUGAUGUAGCAAAUAACCAAAUUCAGGUAAAAUCAAUUGGAAUGGGUUUUUUUGUGCAAUAACGAAUGAUCCGCUGUUACUGUAGGAUUUCUUGGCAUCUUCUUUUUUAAUGGCUGCUAAAUCCAAAGAGAUUAUAUUUAAAAAAAUUGUGUGUUUAUGUAAAUUCUGUACAGGAUCUCAGACCAUGUAUCAUGGAGGCCAUCGUCAGCAAGUGGAGAAAACGAGGCACCAUAAUGACAUCCCUCUAAAACUGACAAAAGGCCAAGAAUAAAACUUUCAUGUUGCUGAUAAAAGAAAGACACUGUGUUUAUAACAGAGCCUGAUAGUGAUAGUCAAUCUAUCUAUCUGUCUUUUCAACUGUACAAAUAUUGGCAUCAUUAUUAAUGGAGAGAAUUUUUGUCACUUUUUUCUGAAAACAUUUCAACCUUUUUAAACAUUAAACAUUUCAACAGUC